Messenger RNA from Penicillium chermesinum, 954 nucleotides. RefSeq lists its product as uncharacterized. The record is from RefSeq and is a predicted model, not a curated record. The transcript has a single exon. Bases 1 to 954 code for a protein of 317 amino acids. NCBI's taxonomy places the organism in Eukaryota, Fungi, Ascomycota, Eurotiomycetes, Eurotiales, Aspergillaceae.
AUGCCUGGGUCGUCUACAACUCGAUGCGACCGAGACGCCCUUCUCCUUCUCAUGAUGUUCCAUUGUCUGCUUGAGAUAGCCAGCGGCAGCACACAGGAAUGGACGUAUCACAUGAAAGGUGCUAUUCAGGUUAUGAAGUACUACAGAAACCUCUACCCUGGUCCUCGGGACGUCGCGUUCAGCCCUGAGGUAGUAAAGUUCGUGCAUAUUUUCUUCAUCGAGAAAGAUACCUUUCUAAGAACCACAACUAUGCCCUUCAAUGAUACAGAAAAGGACGAUUUUGACAGCCUUCGGUGGUCGACCGAAAUCUCUUCACUUUUCCCUUUCCUAAAUUCCGGCAAUCCCACACGUGCUGACCCCUGCAUGGGUCUUUCGCCAGAACUACUGGACAUCAUUUCCUCCAUAAAUGAACGAGCCAGAGAUCAACUGACGUCUGGUCGUCCCGAAAUUAAUUACACAUUGCUUGACACUCUAAAAAGCCGGUUACACAAACUCGAAUUAAUAAGAGAGACAUCCGACCAAGCUCAAUUGGUCUACCUCAACUCCAUUGCCUUCCAAGAAGCAACAUGGAUCUAUCUGCACCACAUAGUGGGCAAUCAGCCACGGGAGAGCGAAGUGAUCCAGCGUUUCCAUCUCCCGAAACUGCUGGAAAUCAUCGAAUCAAUCCACCAAGCACAAGGCAUACAUCUCUGCUAUAUGCCCUACCCAAUGUGGGCUCUUUUUAUAGCCAGCUGCGUAGUUCCAGAGGAAAGACGUGUCAGGAUCCUCGAACUUUUCGCCCUUCUGAAACAAAAGAAGCCUAUGAGUAACGUUCCGUCGACUUUGUGUGCUGUUGAAGCUAUAUGGAAGCGAAGAGAUCUUGAAGCGGAGGGGACACAUCGGUAUUCCACUGCUCACCAAAAUUUAUGGGUUGACGUGAUAUCCCAGUUAGGAUGGAAGAUGUCAUUGACCUAG